Paraphaeosphaeria sporulosa is the source of this 978-nucleotide messenger RNA. Its product is annotated as oxidoreductase. The record is from RefSeq and is a predicted model, not a curated record. Bases 1 to 978 code for a protein of 325 amino acids. The transcript is spliced from 3 exons. Lineage: Eukaryota; Fungi; Ascomycota; Dothideomycetes; Pleosporales; Didymosphaeriaceae.
AUGAAGAACAUUCAAGCACGCGCUGAUUUCGAUCCGGUGAAGGAGGUUCCUUCUCUCGAAGGCAAAGUGCUUUUCAUCACGGGCGGCACCGCGGGCAUAGGAGCUGAGACUGCUCGUACACUGGCGCCUCAUGGGCCCUCGCACAUAUACAUCACAGGCCGCAACCGAAAAGCCGCAGAUACGCUUAUUGGAGAUAUCCAGAAGAGCUAUGCUUCGGUCGGCAUGACGUUCAUUGAAGUGGACUUCACUUCAUUAUCGUCCGUGAAAGAUAAUGUUCAGAAAGGUUUCAAGCAUGAGAGGUUAGAUGUCUUGAUGUGCACUGCAGGUAUCAUGGCCAGCCCGCCGGUACUUAGCAAAGAUGGCUAUGAAACACCUACUGAUCAUGAGACCCCAGAGAUCCAAUUCGCAACAAAUCACCUCGCACACGCCAUGCUCAUCGACGUCCUUCUUCCCACGCUCCUCCGCACGGCCCGCACCCCCGCCUCUGAUGUUCGCAUCCUCAGCACCACAUCUAUGGGCUACGGCUUCCACCCGGGCAACGGCAUCUCCUUCGCCGAGCUCGACUCGCGCAGCUCCAUGCCGCGCUUCAUGCUCGGCGGCUGGGUCCGCUACGGGCAUUCCAAACUCGCCAACAUCCUGUACCCAGCAGAGCUCGCCCGACGCUAUCCAGAGAUCACGUCGUUAUCGAUCCACCCGGGCGUCGUCGCGACGGACCUGAUGUACAAGCAGGACUGGCAGACGCGAUGGUUCAUCCACAUCACGUGCUGGCUGCAGGGACUAAAGUACUUGACGCCGCAUCAGGGGUGCUGGAACCAGGUGUACUGUGCGGCGGUGGCGAAGAAGGAAGAGCUGGUUAAUGGGGGGUUCUACUAUCCUGUUGGACUGCAUGCACCAGAUAAGCUGGAUAAGGCCGCGACGGAUGCAAAUUUGGCGGGGCGGCUGUGGGAGUGGACGCAGGGUGUGUUGCAGAAGUUUUGA